AUGCUGGUGCUCAGGCGUACUAUCAGAUCUCAAAGCUACCUUAUACGGCCAUUGCACACGAGUAGGUUAUUGUUAAAGAAGAAAAAUCGUGGUAGUAAGGCUAAUGAAGACGAUAUUGAAGUUGUCGACCUAAAGCUAUAUUUGAACCAAGCAAAAGAGCGCUAUUCAAAAAUCCUCGAGUUACAGAAACAAAAACUAGUUGAAUUGAAACAAGGAAAUGCUAAUCCAAACAUUUUUAAUGCUUUGGUUAUGCCUAGUGGUAAGAAAUUUACAGAUAUUGCGAUCACAUCCUUACGAGGUAAAAAUUCUCUAUUAGUUACAGUCUUUAAUCCAAAAGACACUAAGAACGUUGUCAGUACAAUUUUAGCAGCUAAUUUGAAUUUGACGCCGGAACGAUUACCAGAUAAUGAACAGCAAUUAAGGAUUAUGUUACCGCCUCCGACAGCGGAAUCUAGGCUGAAAGUAAUCAAGGAUUCAAAGGAGCUUUUUGAGUCAUUCAAGAGUUCAAACUCAAAACACUCAAUGGGAUCAAUACGUAGAGACAUACUUGACAAAUUGAAAGGUAUUCAAAUGGAUGAUUUUCAAAAGAAAUGUAUUAAAGACUUGGAAACCAUUCACAAAGACUAUAUGAAUCAAUUGAAAGAGCAAUAUAAGAAAUUUGAAAGCACAUUUAAUAGGUAA
Kazachstania africana CBS 2517 is the source of this 681-nucleotide messenger RNA. RefSeq names its product Rrf1p (gene RRF1). Gene Ontology annotation, biological process: translation. Gene Ontology annotation, cellular component: mitochondrion. The transcript has a single exon. NCBI's taxonomy places the organism in Eukaryota, Fungi, Ascomycota, Saccharomycetes, Saccharomycetales, Saccharomycetaceae. The coding region runs from base 1 to 681 and encodes 226 amino acids. The record is from RefSeq and is a predicted model, not a curated record. Gene Ontology annotation, molecular function: ribosomal large subunit binding.